Molecule: messenger RNA, 4047 nt
Organism: Anolis sagrei ordinatus
Lineage: Eukaryota; Metazoa; Chordata; Lepidosauria; Squamata; Anolidae
Gene: CHAD
Product: chondroadherin
Cellular component (GO): extracellular matrix
Molecular function (GO): protein binding
Source: RefSeq, a predicted model, not a curated record
CUCCUCCUCCUCCUUAAACACUCAUCGUAGCUCUGUGGAUAUGAACCGGUCAGCCUUCCUAUUCAAGCUGUUCUGCUUGCUGAUAUGCCUGCUGCCCAUACUGCAGGCAUGUCCCCAGAACUGUCACUGCCAUGGUGGAGAUCUCCAUCAUGUCAUUUGUGACAAUGUUGGACUGAGAAAGAUUCCCAAGGUAGCCGAACAGACACGGCUCCUCAAUCUCCAGAGGAACAACUUCCCUGUCUUGCCAACCAAUGGUUUCAGAGAUUUGAGAAAUCUUGUAUCGCUCCACCUCCAACAUUCCCACAUCAAAGAGAUUUCCAGUGGAGCCUUUCGGGGUCUGAAGCAAUUGGUCUAUCUUUAUUUGUCUAAUAAUGACAUUAAUGUCAUCAGGAUGGGAGCCUUUGAUGACCUGAUAGAACUUACGUACCUCUACAUAGACCAUAACAAGAUUGCUGACUUACCCAAGGGACUCCUCUCACCAAUGAUUAAUCUUUUCAUCCUGCAACUAGGCAGCAACAAGCUCAGAGAGCUGAAAUCAGGAGUCUUCCAUGGCACCAAGGAUCUUCGCUGGCUCUAUCUGUCAAACAACUCAAUCUCUUCUAUCCAGCCAGGAGCACUGGAUGAUGUGGAAAACUUGGCUAUAUUCCACUUGGAUAAGAACCAAUUGACCAGCUACCCACUUUCUGCAAUGAGCAAGCUGAGGGUGGUGGAGGACCUGAAGCUAUCACACAACUCAAUUAAAGUCAUUCCAGACUUAGCCUUCCAGUCUUUUGGGCGCUACAUGGAGACCCUCAGCUUGGACAACAUGGGCCUAGAAAAGUUUUCAGAUAAAGCAUUUGCCGGCACAACCACACUGAAGACUGUUCACAUUGAGAAUAACAAACUUUCCAGUCUUCCUGGAAGCUUUCCCUUCAACCGCCUUGAGACACUCACCUUGUCCAAUAACCCAUGGCACUGUUCCUGUCAGCUAGCACCUCUACGCAGGUGGCUGGAAUCCACCCGCUCACGCCCUGAUGCAGCCUGUGCCUCACCCUCUCAGGCUCGAGGACAGCAGAUUCGAGACACAGCGGCACUCCGUGGCUGCAAACUCCCCACUAGGAGGUCUAAGAAGGGAAGUCGACAUUAAACAGGACCUGGGAAAGCCAGUCCAGGCGACUGGCCACUUCAACUAAUCAGAAAACUACUGAUUCCUUCCAAGCCUUUCAUCUUAAAGCGUCUCCUUUCCAUCAAGGAAUAUUUCAUUUAUCCAAUCACAUCUAUGUUCUGCCAAGUGCGGAUUGCAAGGUGGAAUCUACCAUUCCAUUUGCCUCACCUCUGUUAUUCCAUGUAUUAUUUUAAAAGAUAAGGUUUUUUUUAAUGUAAACUAUGCAUGACAUUGCUAAAACAAGCUAAUCUAGUUCCUGCUGGUAAAAUACAGUCAUCUCUCCUGAUACCAUUCAGUUUUUCACUUUGUUACCAGGAUUUCCUUUCCUAAAUGCUGAGAACUGACAAAGGAACAUAAAACAUUUAUCUACAAUCCUGGUCCCGCAGAUCCAUGACUCUUCUGUUGGAAGUAUAUAUAUGUACUCAAAUUCAGUCUGCAGCCAAAAACCUAUGCAUUUUGAGCAGAAUCUAUAGGGUAAGAGAUGUCAUUAUCUCUUGCAAGUACUGAUCACAAAGUGGUAUGUCCUCUUUCUAUGGUUAUAAAUCGCCAGGCAGAAAACUGCAAUGGUUGUCAGUCAGCAGGAGGCAAGCAAUGAGACAGCGAUAGUAAACUUUUAAAAAUGUGUGGCUAAAAUUCAAAGUGAUAAGAUUGAAGGAAGAAGAAACUGCAUCAAACAUCCAUUAAGUAAUUUACAGAUGCAAAUUAUCCUAAACCAGGAAGACCGGAGAGGGACACUGUGGAUCUUUGGCUGAGAUUUUUCACAGUCUGAUCACCACAAUGUCAGGGGUGCUUUGAAUGGAUUGGGGUUGGACUGGAUGGCCCGCGAGAGCUCUUCCAACUCUAUGAUUUUAUGGUUUUAUAUCUCAGUAAACUUGGAACUCAGUUAAAAGAUGAAAAUGCAGAUGGAGAAAGCGCAGACUUAAAGUAAUUUUUAUAGACUACCUACAAUGCCUAUGUUACCUCACUUCCACAACCCUCCCCCAAGACAUCCAUUCAAAAUAACCAAAUAACCACAACCAAUAACCAAUACACAAACAGAAAACAUAACCCUUGAGAAUGGGGGUUACUGGUGGUCCUUUGGCCGUACUUAGAAAACUUGGUUGACUCCUCACUUUUAAAGAGUCGAGACAGGGUUUUUCCUCCUAUUUCAAAAUAGAUCCCACCUGGAACUGGAAAAGAUAUGGAUGAGCUAAGGUUCUCCCAAACAGUGAAAUGGCCAGGAGUAUCUCCAUUCCUAGAGUCCUUAAGAUGGUGGUGGUUGUGGUGGUGGAAAGCACACCAAUUGUGGGUGAUUGGCCUAUCACAUGUGGGUGGGCAGUGCUCAUCCUUGGAUUAAAGCAUGGAUUCUGUAAGUAUAGACAUGCCCAAGGCUGCUAUCUUUCUGAGCUCAUUCUUAGACAGAGACCUGACAGAAUCACACCUGAAUGGAGGCUGUGUGAUUGUGGGUCGGUGCUCUUUUGAAGCACCAGGCCUGACUAGUCUAAAAACAAAUUAAAAACUAAAUUAAGAUUUGACCCUCUAGGGCAGAGGUUCUCAAUCUGUGGGUUCCCAGGUGCUUUGGCCUACAACUUCCAGAAAUCCUGGCCAUUUUACCAGCUGUUAGGAUUUCUGGGAGUUGAAAGCCAAAACUUAUGGGAGCCCACAGGUUGAGAACCACUGCUCUAGGGCGCCUUCCACACAGCUGUAUAAAAUCCACAUUGAACUGGAUUAUAUGGCAGUGUGGACUUGGAUAAUCCAGUUCAAAGCAAAUAUUGUGGAUUAUCUGCCUCGAUAUUCUGGUUAUACGGCUAUGUGGAAGGAUCCUAAGUGCUGUUAGAUUGCAAUUCCCAUUUGCCCUAGCUAGCACAGCCAGAGCAGGAGUUGAUGGAUAUUAGGCCCCACUCUCUGUAUCUUUGAAGUUUAAGACUAUCUGCCAAAAUGGAUUCCCCCUGGCAAGUAGCAGUUUUCAAGGUCUGGAAUCAAUUAGAAUCUGAGGGUUGUGUGGAAACAUUCUCCAAGUGAUUGUAAUCACACAAAAAGGACACUUUAAGAUAUUCUGAUCUUUUACCAAAAUGCCCAAAAAUUCACAGCCUCAAAAGGUAGUUGUGUUAUUUCUAGGCUGCAUUGGCAAAGUCACGUGGGGUAAAAUGUUUGGAGAGUCUGGCUGAUGCCCCUUUUGUAUUGAGAGUGCAUCUUGAGCAUCCUCUCAAAACAUAUGCAAAAAUGGCAAUCUGAGUUAGAAUCCCAAUAUGUAGCCCAUUACCCAAGACUGGGAAACCUAUAACCUCCCAGAAGCUGAUGUCCAAUUAGCAUUAGCCUAAGGGCCCUUCCUCACAGCCAUAUCAUCCAGAAUAUCAAGGCAGAAAAAUCCCACAAUAUCUGCUUUGAACUGGGUUAUCUGAGUCUACACUGCCGUAUAUUCCAGUUCAAAGCAGAUAAUGUGGGAUUUUGUUCAGCUGUGGAAGGGGCCUAAGACAGCCUGGCCAAUAGUGAGAGACAAUGGAAGCAGCAACCCAUCAACAUCUGGAGGACCAAAGGUUCCCCAUCCCGGCAUAGAAACUUUGAAGAUCUUGGCCCUAGAAAGGAACAACGGAGAUUAGAAGAAAGCAGGUAAGGCUCACUACCUGGCAUCCUGGGAAAUGACCCCAUUACCAUCUAUGUGCCAGAAAAUUUGGCUGUAGGCAGCAAGAUGACUGUGGUUUAUCAUCGUGGAUUUUACAAUACCACAACUUCAAUUUAACUGCAUUUUUAAUCCUAAAGAUUUAUAUAAAUAUAUAAUAUUUAUUCCUUUGUUACCAAAUGUAAAUGACUCCUAAGAGGAUCUUUUUUCAAAAUUAAAAAUUCCUCUUACUCUUAUGUAGAAAACAAAUGGUAUAUUUUCUUAUGUACAACUUCUGUAUAAAGCUCUUGUUGCAAAGAUGAAA